AUGGAAUCCAAGUCAACCUCGUUCCAUCUUGAGGGCACGAAAGCUCUCGAUAUAGACGAUAAUCUCGUCCACAAUGCGGAGUUAGGCACGGCAAAAGAGCAUCGCAUGACGCUCUGGCAAGGAUUGAGACUGUAUCCAAAAGCCGUCGGUUGGUCUCUUUUAAUAUCAUCCGCAAUCAUUAUGGAGGGAUACGAUGUCGUACUCAUGGGAAGUUUCUAUGCAUUCCCUGCGUUCAACAAGCGGUACGGUCAAAUUCUAUCGGACGGGUCAUACGGCCUCACAGCGCCGUGGCAAGCCGGUCUAUCGAACGCAAUGAACUGUGGACAGAUCCUUGGUCUCUUCGCGAAUGGUAUCAUUUCUGAACGCUAUGGUUACCGGAAGACAAUGAUGUAUUCCUUGGUGGCUACGAUGGCGUUUAUCUUCAUUCUUUUCUUUGCGCCCAAUGUCCAGACUCUACUAGUAGGUGAAAUCUUGAUGGGUAUGCCACUAGGCGUCUAUCAGACCCUUACUGUCACCUACGCUUCUGAAGUCUGUCCCGUGGCGCUCCGCGCCUAUUUGACAACUUACGUGAACCUCUGCUGGGUUAUUGGCCAACUGAUCGCAUCGGGUGUGCUGAAGAGUCUCUCUGACCGCGCCGACCAGUGGGCGUAUCGCAUACCUUUCGCGGUUCAGUGGGUAUGGCCCAUUCCUAUCUUCCUUGGAGUGUACUUUGCUCCUGAAAGUCCCUGGUGGCUGGUCCGCAAAGGCCGUCGCGAAGAUGCCGUCCGUUCUCUUCAGCGCCUUACCUCUCAGAAGGACACGGACUUCGACGCGGAAGAAACGGUGGCGAUGAUGGUACACACCAAUGAAUUGGAAAAGGAAAUCAAUACUGGUACCACGUAUCUGGAUUGCUUCCGUGGCACCGACCUCCGUCGAACAGAAGUAGCGUGUCUUAUCUGGGCAGCCCAAAACCUUUGUGGCGCUGGCCUGAUGUCCUACUCCACGGUUUUCUACGAGCGUGCCGGUCUGGCCGUUUCACAAUCUUUCAACAUGUCAAUUGGCCAAUACGCGAUAGGGUUUUGUGGCACUGUCUUCUCGUGGUUUCUAAUGACUCAUUUCGGUCGACGCAGUCUUUAUGUUGGUGGCCUCGCUAUACUGACGCUUCUGCUUCUCAUUGUGGGUUUCAUCUCUAUCGCCCCAGAAAGUAAUAGCACGGCUUGGGCUACAGGCUCCAUGCUUCUCGUCUAUACAUUCUUCUAUGAUUCGUCCGUCGGCCCGGUCUGCUACUCUCUCGUAGCAGAGAUGCCAAGUACGCGUCUGCGCAUCAAGACUGUGGCCCUUGCGCGUAACCUAUACAACUGUUUCAGCAUCUUAAACGGUGUCAUCAUACCAUACAUGCUAAAUGUCGACGCCUGGAACUGGCGCGGCCGAGCAGGCUUUUUCUGGGGUGGACUUGCUUUAUUGUGCUGGGUAUGGUCAUUUUGGCGGCUUCCCGAGCCCAAAGGAAGGACAUAUGCGGAGAUGGACAAACUGUUUGAACAGAAGGUACCUGCCCGGAAGUUUGCAAAAACAGAAGUCAGUCUGUUCAAUGAGUAG
Messenger RNA from Talaromyces proteolyticus, 1575 nucleotides. Its product is annotated as MFS maltose permease MalP. Lineage: Eukaryota; Fungi; Ascomycota; Eurotiomycetes; Eurotiales; Trichocomaceae. Bases 1 to 1575 code for a protein of 524 amino acids. The transcript has a single exon. Gene Ontology annotation, biological process: transmembrane transport; carbohydrate transport. The record is from RefSeq and is a predicted model, not a curated record. Gene Ontology annotation, cellular component: membrane. Gene Ontology annotation, molecular function: carbohydrate:proton symporter activity.